CCAGCAGUGUGUCUGGUACCUCCGAAGGAGCUCCGGAAUGUUUCCUAAUGAAAUGACGGGGUUGGCGUGUGCUGUAGAAUUCAUUGCUGUUUUGAAACUUGGUAAAACGUGUCCAGUCUGGGGACAGGACUGAGUGCGAGGAGAGGGAGUGAGUGCGAGCAUGCCCAUGCGUCCCCCGUGUGUGGGAAUGCAGUGGCCGGGGGAUGGGGGAUGUCAUUCCGGAAUAUGGUCCUGGCCUCAGGAGCCGCCGAGGGCUCACACUUAGGGAAACUGUAGCGCGGUUGGCACAAAAACCCAAGCCAAUGGGUUUAAAUAGCGAUAUUUAUUUUGUAGAUGAGAAGCCUCAAGGAGGGCCACACCAGAGCUGUCUAGUCCACUGUUGGGGGGUACCCCAAGUGCCCAGGCUCGCUCUUCCUGCUCUGCCGUAAUGCAGCCGCAGAAGCCCUGGUCCGGCAGAGGAGAGAACCAGGAAAGCGCUUCCAGAAGCACCCCGACGAGCCCCUCUCGCGUUUCCGUGACCAGCUGUGGGUCAGAGGCCGAUGGCCCGCCUGGCCACUGGCGAGUGUGUGGCCGGUUUGCUCUGAGCUGGGGGCGGGUCACUGCCCAAGGAGGUGAACAGAAUCGGAAUUCUGCUCGAGAGCAGCGAGGGACGAGAGCAUGCUGCUUAGACAGGUGACGGCACCUGCCUGGAAGCCUGGCCCAGACCCCAGGAUGAAGGCUCAGUGAGGCCCUUUCCCUCCUCACUACAGCGAAUUGCUUCAAGUCCAAGUGAGGAACCCUUUCCUCUUCUUCGUCCACAGGUAUGCCCUGACCACAGCGGCCCUGCAGGAGCUUGGCGCAGAGCCACUGGGCUGCCCUUCAAGGGUGGGGCCCCAGCGACAUGCCACUCUUCCUGCACGAGCUCAGCGGGGCCACGUGUCUGCGGACGGGACCCUGAGGGAGCCCGACACCAGAGCCUGGACCCAGAGGAGGCCCGGGAGGGUUCAUCCAGGUUCUACAAAGACUAAGAAACUGACACAUCCGGAUGGCUACCCCCAGCAGGAGGGUGGCCUCCCGACCCCAGGGGCCUGGCCAGGGGCUGAAGGGGAAGCGGGCCUCGCUGGGUCCCCUGGACAACCUGGAGCAGGAGCCCCAGGAGCAGGUGCCAGGCCAGCUGGCCAUGCUGAGGAAGGCACAGGAAUUCUUCCAGACCUGUGAUGCUGAAGGCAAGGGCUUCAUCGCCAGGAGGGACAUGCAGAGGUUCCAGAAGGAGUUGCCCCUCACCCUGGAGGAACUGGAGGAUGUGUUUGAUGCCCUGGAUGCGGAUGGCAAUGGCUUUCUGACCCCAGAGGAGUUCGCUACUGGAUUUAGUCAUUUCUUCAGCCAGAGUUACCUGAGUCAGGAAGACGCAGGUGAGCAGGUGGCCCAGCGCCAAGAGGAGAAGGUGUACCAGUCCCAAGGGGACGAGGAGCUGGGAAGCAUGGGCGAGGACGAGGAGGCUCAGUUCCAGGUGCUGAUGGAGGAGCUCGGAGCCAGGAGAGUUUUGGAAGACGAAAACGACGUUAAGCAACUCUGGCUGCAGCUGAAGAAGGACGAGCCUCACUUACUGUCCAACUUCGAGGACUUUCUGACCAGGAUCAUCUCCCAGCUCCAAGAAGCCCACAAGGAGAAGAGCGAGCUGGAGUGUGCCCUGAAAAGGAAAAUCGCUGCUUACGAUGAGGAAAUCCAGCGCCUCUAUGAGGAGAUGGAACAGCAAAUCAAACGUGAGAAGGAGCAGUUCCUCCUGAAAGACACGUCGAAAAAAAAGGCCCGCAGUCAGGAGCUGGAGCAGAAGCUGUCGAGCAAGGAGCGGGAGCUGGAGCAGCUCAUCCAGGAGCGGAAGCGGCUGGAGGGCCAGUGCGCCGCACUGCAUAACGACACGCGUGAAACCAAGACCGAGAAUGCCAGGCUGAAACUCACUAACCAGGAGCUGGCCCGAGAGCUGGAGCGGAUCUCCCAGGAGCUCCAGGAUACUCAGCAGCAGCUGGAGAGCCACCAGCAAGAGGUCUGCAGGCUGCACCAGGAGAAGGAGAUGGAAGUGUACCGUGUGACGGAGAGUCUGCAGCGGGAGAAGUCGGGCCUCCUGAAGCAGCUGGACUUCCUGAGGGAAAGAAACAAGCACCUUCGGGACGAGCAGGACAUGCGUUUCCAGAAAGAGAUGGUGGCCACAGCGGCCACCGCUGUGCCCAAGGCAAGCUGGAAACGGAGAUCGGGCUCUGUGAUCGGCAAGUACGUGGACGGCAGAGGGGUUCUUAGAAGCCAGUCAGAGGAGGAAGAAGAUGUGUUUGGCAUCCCCAGGAGAAGAAGCUCCCUGGGCCUGAGUGGAUAUCCCCUUGCAGAAGAAGAUCCAGGACCUGGGGAGCCAGGAGCAGGGGGCCUGCCCACCCGGCCACUCCGCAGAAUCAUUUCCAUUGAAGAAGACCCCCUGCCCCAGCUCCUGCAAGGUGCCUCAGAGCAGCCACUGAGCAGAUGCCCAGAAGAGGAGGAGCCCUCUGACCAGGGCGUGGCAGGACACAUGCAGCAGACUGUUCCUGGGGAAGUCACCUCCGCUUCUUCCCGAGGCCAACCUGUUGGAACAGAAGCCCUGGCUACGGAGAACAGCUGUCCCUCCACCCCAGACCGGCUCUUCAAGAUCGUGCUUGUGGGCGACUCCGCGGUGGGCAAGACGUCCUUCCUGCGGAGGUUCUGCGAGGACCGGUUCUCCUCAGGCAUGGCCGCCACUGUGGGCAUCGAUUACCGUGUGAAGACUGUGGACGUGGACGGCUCGCGGGUGGCCCUGCAGCUGUGGGAUACGGCUGGGCAGGAGAGGUACCGCUGCAUCACCCAGCAGUUCUUCAGGAAGGCCGACGGCGUCAUCGUCAUGUACGACCUCACGGCCAAGCAGUCGUUCGUGUCCGUCCGCUGGUGGCUGAGCAGCGUGGAGGAAGCGGUGGGAGACCACGUUCCUGUUCUUCUGCUGGGCAAUAAACUUGACAACGAGAAGGAGCGGGAAGUCCCCCACGGCCUUGGAGAGCAGCUGGCCAAGGAGAGCAGCCUGAUCUUCUAUGAGUGCAGCGCCUACUCCGGCCACAACACCUCGGAGUGCCUGCUCCACCUGGCCAGAUUCCUCAAGGAGCAGGAGGACACAGCGAGGGAGGACGUCAUUCAGGGGGGCCGCCUGGCCAAGAAGAAGCCCUGCUGCAGCUGACCGGAGGCCCCAGGACGGCUCCCAGCAGCCUGAGGAGCACUGCGGUUGCCAUGGCAACUGUGCGGCUGAGGUGCUGCCCCCUGCAGGCUGCCACUUGGGCACUGCCAGGCGGUCAGUCUUGCCUGGGCGCCUGUUCUCCAGGGACACCGGGGUGCCUUCAGCCCCUGCUUCAUGGACCUGAGAUGCCCGAGGAGUGCGAGGACUUCCCGGGGCACCCUCCCCCUACUUCCUGUCCCCAGGGCUUGGCUCCUUCCCCCACCCCAGGCUGCAGGACCCCGUGGUUGUCUGGGCCCCCAGCCUGGCCUCCCCUCCUGCACCUGCAGCCCUGCCUGGAAGGUGGUCUGUGGGUGAUAAACGGGUGCCCAGGGUUAGGGGGUUACUUCCUUCCUCGCUUUGACUAAGAGAGGAAGAGAAGAAAACUGGAGGGAAGCCAUCUGGUGCUAAGCCGAGCGGCCGUUUCUGGAGAGUAUAAAUAAAGGUAUAUAUAGCUCCAUAAAGACCCUUUCUAAAUGUUUCUCAGAAUAGCUCUUAGGCGAUGAUCGGCGGGGUAGAUUGACAGGCAGGCAGCAGGGCUCCGCACGAGGCCCUUGGUCGCCCACGUCGUGUGUUUGACGCUGUCCCCGUAGACGGCGUAUAGAAACGCAGCGUGGCUGUGAUCCGGCGUCGCGCUGGCUGACGAGAGCAGGUUUGCUGGCUUAGCACCCCUGGGGCCACGGCAGCAAGGGCGCUGGGAUGAGAGAGCGACUGGGCCCCGGGGCUCCUCUGUUGGGCCUGGCGCACCCCCAUCCAGCUGCCCAUCACUGGCUGGCCGGGGCUCUCUUGCCCUGAGUGGAUGGGCACAUCACAGGAUCACCGCAGUGACAAUUCUAGAGUUGUUCUAGACCCAGGCUCCUGCAGGGAAGUGGGCGGGCCAUGCCCAGGGAGAGGCACUGUCCCCAAGCCUCUAAGAACCCAGCUGAAGGCACCCCUGCACGGCCACAUGGACAGGGGAGAACCCACUGG
Tupaia belangeri chinensis (Chinese tree shrew) is the source of this 4207-nucleotide messenger RNA. It is a transcript of the gene CRACR2A, whose product is annotated as calcium release activated channel regulator 2A. NCBI's taxonomy places the organism in Eukaryota, Metazoa, Chordata, Mammalia, Scandentia, Tupaiidae. Gene Ontology annotation, molecular function: calcium ion binding; GTPase activity; GTP binding. The coding region runs from base 1025 to 3205 and encodes 726 amino acids. The record is from RefSeq and is a predicted model, not a curated record. Gene Ontology annotation, cellular component: trans-Golgi network membrane. The transcript is spliced from 20 exons.